Messenger RNA from Paramecium sonneborni, 566 nucleotides. Lineage: Eukaryota; Ciliophora; Oligohymenophorea; Peniculida; Parameciidae. The record is from the annotation of a GenBank genome assembly.
AUGUAUUAUAAAAAUGAAACUAAUUCUGAAUAAAUAAAUGCUGGAUUGAUAUCUAGAUUAAAAUCUAAAUAAUUAACAAUUCUGCCUCCUGUAUUGAUUCGAAAAUAAAAUAUUAGCAAUUUUGAUGAAAAUAGAUGGAUCGAUAAGAUUGUUAAUACAAAUGCUUAUGAUUCAACUUCUUAACAUAAUACAACAUAACCUGAUAAUAAGUAUAAAUCAAGAAGAGCCAGUUCGCUUUAUAGUUUACACAGUUAAACUAAAUCUUAAAGUGAAUUAUAAUUAAAGAUCAAAACUGAUAAAAGACCAUCACCUAAAUAAUUUAAUUAAUAUAAUAAGUGGUUUAUUCCUCCAAACAAAAGAUUUAUUGAUUUAUAAGCUGAAACUCAAGAUUAUAUCCAAGAAUAAUAUAUCUAAGAAUAAUAUCGAUAAAAACAAUCAUAAUACAAUAAUAUGAUCAGAUAAUCAAAACAUUUAACAUAAUUUAUUAGAGAUGUAAAAUUGUUAAGAUAUUUUUUUAGUUCUAAAAAUAACAUAAAAGAAGUCCUACUUUCAUUCAUUAAGAUUGA